AUGGCAAACAGCGAGUAUGAGUAUGUGAAGAGGGAGUUCGAGUUCGACCGCCGCCUCCCGGCCUCCAACUGGAUCGUUGUCCGCAUCGAUGGCUGCCAUUUCCACCGAUUCUCGAAGAUACAUGCCUUUGAGAAACCAAAUGAUGAGAAUGCUUUAAGAUUGAUGAAUGCUUGUGCCACCUCUAUGCUUGAGAAGUUCCCUGAUAUAGUGUUUGCUUAUGGUGUUAGCGAUGAGUACAGUUUUGUUUUCAGAGAGGAAACAGAAUUCUAUCAAAGGCGAGAAAGCAAAAUUCUGUCUUUAUGUGUUUCUUACUUCACAUCUUUGUACGGGAUGAAGUGGAAAGAUUUCUUUCCUAAUAAAGAUUUGAGGGAGCCUCCCUAUUUUGAUGGGCGAGUUGUAUGCUAUCCAAAUAUGAAAACCAUUCAUGAUUAUUUGGCAUGGAGGCAAGUGGACUGUCAUAUAAAUAAUCAUUAUAAUACAUGCUUCUGGAUGUUGGUGAAGUCUGGAAAAACUGAAAAAGAGGCACAACAAACAUUGAAGGGAACAUUUUCUAAGGACAAGAAUGAGUUGCUUUCUCAACAGUUCCAAGUCAACUAUGAGGAUGAACCGGCUAUGUUCCGGAAAGGAUCAAGUGUUUAUCGAGAUAAGGUAGAAACAAAGGUGAAAACAGAUGACUACGGGAAUCCCAUAAAAAGAAUCCGGCUGGCAAUUACAGUGUCAAAUUUAGAUAUCAUAGGACCUGAGUUUUGGGAAAAACAUCAAUACAUUCUUCAAGAAGGGAAAUAUAGAUACGAGUAUGUGAAGAAGUUCGACGACAUCCACAGGCUUCCAUGUUGUAAUUGGAUCGUUGUUCGUAUCAGCGCCUGCCAAUUUGACCAAUUCUCGCUGAUCCAUUCAUUUGACAAGCCAAAUGAUGAGACUGCUUUAAGUUUGAUGAACGCUUCUGCUUCUUUGAUGAUGGAGCAAUUCCCUGGUAUUAUCUUUGGUUAUGGUUUUAGCAACGAGUACAGCUUUGUGUUCCAGGAGAACACUGAAUUGUACCAGAGAAAUGAGAGAUUAAUCCUUUCUUCAUGUUCAUCAUGCUUCACUUCCUUUUACAUGAUGAAGUGGAAAGAAUAUUUCCCCAGUAAAGAAUUAGUGCAGCCACCUAAGUUUGAAGCAGAAGUUCUCUGUUACCCAAAACCAAAGAUCGUUUGUGAUUAUUUGUCCUGGAGGCAAGCAGAAUGUCACAACAGGAACCAAUACAAUACAUGCUUUUGGAUGUUAGUGAAAUCUGGAGAAGAGGAAAACAAAGCUAAUGAGAUACUAAAGGGAACAUUAUCAAAGGAUAAGAACGAGUUGCUUUUUCAGCGAUUUCAAAUGAACUACAACAAUGAACCCGCUAUGUUCCGAAAGGGUUCAUGUACUUAUCGUCAAAAGCGCUGCAAAUGGCUGCAGGUGAAAGUGAGCGGAGACGUCGUGAGAGAUGGGUGGGAUGUGGCAGUGACCCACGUUGACAUGAGGCCUGACUUCUGGAGAAAGCAUAUGUCUAUUUUCGACAAAUGA
Messenger RNA from Triticum turgidum subsp. durum (durum wheat), 1545 nucleotides. The record is from the annotation of a GenBank genome assembly. NCBI's taxonomy places the organism in Eukaryota, Viridiplantae, Streptophyta, Magnoliopsida, Poales, Poaceae.